This is a messenger RNA of Closterium sp. Naga37s-1, 5151 nucleotides long. NCBI's taxonomy places the organism in Eukaryota, Viridiplantae, Streptophyta, Zygnematophyceae, Desmidiales, Closteriaceae. The record is from the annotation of a GenBank genome assembly.
AUGGUCUCUAGGGAUGUCCUACGGGACAAUUUUGAGAGUUCAGAAAGUACACACAUUCCUUCUGCUCCUCAUUCCUCCCAUCUCUACCUGUGCCACCUGCCAACACCCUUCCCCGCCCCUCUUUCCAUUCCCUCCCCCACCUCCACUCCACCAACGCGCAGUGCAAUUCAUGCAGGACUGCCAGACGGCAUGGGGUCAGACGUUGCCCGGGACCUACAGUCCCUCAACCUCAAAGGGCCCAUUCCGGAUUCCAUCAGCAGUCUCCGUGAGCUCUCUAUAAUAUAUCUUCAAUAUAAUCAGCUCUCUGGCUCAAUUCCUGCUACACUUGGCAUGCUUACAAACCUAAACCACAUAUCACUUGUUGUCAAUAAGCUCACUGGCACAAUCCCUGCUGCAAUCGGCAACCUUGCAAAGCUGAAAUCUCUAGAUUUCUCUAGGAAUCAACUCACUGGCACAAUUCCUGAUGGAAUGGGGAACUUUGCAGACCUGACUUCACUGGAUCUUGGUAGCAAUCAACUCACUGGCACAAUUCCUGCUUCAAUGGGGAACUUCGCAAAACUGACUUAUCUAUCACUUUCUUUCAAUCAGCUCAGUGGCACGAUUCCUGCUGCAAUCGGCAACCUUGCAAGUCUGAACACUCUAUAUCUUUCUAGCAAUCAACUCACCGGGACAAUUCCCACUGCAAUGGGCUUCCUCACAAACCUGCAAAUCCUUGCUCUCUCUCACAACUACCUCACAGGCCCUCUGGUGAACCUCCCGCCCAUCCGAGUGGACCUAUCAGACAACUACCUGUCGGGUGUUGUGUCCGCACCAGACUGCCAGCGCUACUCCAUCGCAGCCAACUGCUUCACACCAAGCAAAACCUGCAAUCCUGAGUUGCAGCGGCCAGCAGCGCAGUGCAUAGCGUUCUGUGGCAUCUCUCCAACCACUGCUGCCUGUGGUGGUCGCGGCGUGUGCUACCCGGACGGGCCCAGCUUGGUGCCAACAUGCCUGUGUGGUGCGGGAUUCUUGCGACUUGGAAGAAUCAACUGUAGCCCUGGAGUCCCCCCAAGGAGCAUCCUCCCACCAUUCGCGAUUCUGACCAAGGGCACGAAGAAGGAGACUGCGGGGAAGUUUGUGGCGAAGCCAGUGACUUUGUUUAUGUACCAGCCUGGUGUGACUUCAGGAUGCGGCUUGGAAUUGGCCUUCAAAGUAAACUUCACCUUUGCUCUCGUGCCCCAGUCUGGUACUACCGGGUCCAACGGCUUCGCAUUUGUCAUCGCAGCAAAGCCCAAGGCGGGGAAGCCAGGUGGUGUGGGGUACAAAGGAAUGGGACCUCGGAGUAUGGCUGUUGUCUUCGACACGCUUCAGAAUGAUGCGGGCGAGCAGCACGUGGGGCUGAGCGUCAACGGCACAGAAGAACCCUUGGUCAAGGAGGUGUCACCGUACGCUCUAACCGACGGCAAUGCAUACACGGUGUGGGUGGAUUAUGAUCCUGGUGCUCCCAACAGCAUUCAAGUGUUCCUGGCAAACUCAUACGUGAAGCCAGUGGGGCCGCUGCUGCAGGGGAGGGUGUCGCUGUGUGCGGUGCUGCAGCCGGGAGUGAGGCAACCGGCGUUCUCGUUUGGCUUUGUGGCCUCCACCACUGUGAAGCCCUUCCAGCUGCAGGGCAUUUACUCCUCCGCUGUGCAAACAGGCGCUCCAUCACCCAAGCCAGUCCAGUUCAAUGAGCAAGCCCUCGGCCUCUCACUGUCACAGGCCACAUUUGCACCGUCUCGAGCCAGUCCCUUUUCGCGCUAUGUGAGUGCGGACUUCAAGCUGUCGGCCACCAGAGCGGACUCGUGGAGCAUCCGUGACUUCCACACGUGGGACUCCGUGCCCUUCCUCAACUGGCCUGUCAAGAACCAAAACGACUGCAAUGCGUGCUGGGCGUAUGCGGUGGUGGCGAGUGUGGAGGCGGCAUACGGCAUUGCAAAGCAGCAGAGCGCUCCCCGGCUUGCAGUGGAGGCGCUCUUCGCCCUCAUGGGCCUUUCCGACUCCGACAAGUGCUCUGCUGGCGGCUCCCCCACCCACGCCCUUGAGACGCUCACAGCUCUCGAUGCCUCCAGUGGACUCACAGGGGAGAGGGACCUGGCCUUUGAGACGCUCGCUGCCCUCUAUGCCUCCAGUGGGCUCACAGUGGCCACUGACCCGGCAACAAGGUACCCAGUGCAGGCGUUUGAGCGAGCGCAGUUCAAGGGGUAUGUGGGGCUCAUGCUGGCAGUGCAGCGGCAGCCAGUGGUGGUUCACAUCGAGGCGUCUCCAACCUUCAUGCAGUAUGAUGGGGAUCCUGGUUGCUACACGGGCAGUCUCAACCAUGUUGUACUCGUUAUUGGCUACUUCAUUACAAGAAAUGAUGGCAGCCAGAACCGCAUUGCUCCUCCGUUUUGGAUCAUCCGCAACUCGUGGGGAGAGGAUUGGGGCAACAGGGGCCACAUGCGCAUGGACAUUCAGGGAGGGGAUGGCGUGUGUGGCAUCAACGUGCUGCCUGGCAUCUACCCCAUUGUCAAGAUUCCAGGGGACCCCUGCGGCCAGAGCAGCUACAAGGGCGAUGGGGAUUUGCAGCCCAGCAUGAACCCAUGCGGCCGCUUCCAGUGCCAGGGGACGACACCAAGCAGCAACAACUGCACCUGCAAUAUUCCUACUGCUGCUGUGCAGCCUUUUGUGGAGGUUGGCAAUGGAAUUGGCUCCACAUGUGCUUAUGUGGACGUGUGUGGGUCAUACUUCAAGAACCCUUGCUAUGUGGGAGCAUGCAUCAACGAUGGCAAGGGCGCCUACUCCUGCAUCUGCCCUCCCAACCACGUUCAGAGCACAACAGUUGACGGCUUCCCCACCUGCGAUCCAGCUAAUACCACGGCCACCACAAUGACAGUCAGUGGAGACAACUGGUGGUGCUCGGAUGUUCAUGUGCUUACUGGCCUCUCAUUGAUUGACUUCACAGACCAAAAUAGAGACCUACUGAGGAGAGGAGGCCUUUCCUGUGCGCAAUGUGGUAUAGAGUUCUCAUUCAAAUGCACGUUUCUCCGAAUGCAGGGAAUUGACUGCAGCCAGCCAUUGCCCAAGGGCAGUGUGCUUCAGCUGGAUGGUACUCCUGCCACACCCUGCACUGCCUUCUUCUACUCCCUCAAUGGCGACACUUGUGCAUCCAUCAGCACAUCGCUCAACCUCAAAUACGGAGAUCUCGCUACUCACAACCCCGGUCUUGACUGCUCCAAGCCCAUCAAGGCGGGCCGCUCUGUGUGCCUCGAGCGCAGUGCUGCCUUCGCCUUCACCGUACCCGAGUGUGUCCGAUUCGGCACGCUCACACCUCAAGACACAUGCGAGCAGCUGCUGCAAAGGACCAGCAAGAGCGUGCCCCCUUCGGAAGCCAAUUCCAAUGACAAUUCACCAGGGGGUGCCAGUGCCAGUGAGAAUGCAUGGGCUGCACUGUACCGCAACAAUCCUGGCCUCACUUGCGCCGCCACUAUCCCUUCCUCUGCCUCCGCUAUCGGCAGCAACAUUGGUGUGCAGGUUUGCCUCAGGGCAGAGUAUUGGCCUUUCACGGUGGGUUUAUGCAAGAAGGGUAGGGCCAAGCCUGUCCAGCGGACAAUGGCAUGCUCAGCUGCUUACAGCUUCUAUGGUGGGCCUACCUCAACAGCAAUCGCACGGUUUUAUGAGUACAACGGUAGACCCGUCCUGCGCGUUGGUGAGCCAUCGCAUGGCAAGCAUUGGUGCUCGCGGCUGCCAUCACCAUCACCCUUCAUUCACCCAUGCUCGCCCCGCCCCAUCUCCUCGCUCACACCACACCCCUCGAUACCGCCGUCCGCUCGCCGCACCGACAUGCCCGCCGCCCUCUCCGCGUGGGUGUGCCUCGCGCUCAACGUUUCCGCCGCCUGCCACCUCCUGCUGCUCCCCCCGCGCGGCUCCCUUCCCCCCACCGCGCAUUCCCGCGCGUCGAACACUGGCCAAUUAGACGCGGGCUAUGAAGAUCGAGGCGAAGUGCGCGCCUCUCUUAGCACGUCACCGGCUUCACGCUCACCCUCUGCUGGCCUUACCUGCUGCUCUGUCCCCCUCGUUCCCCCCUCUCCUUCCCCUUGUUUCCCCCUCUGCUCCCCCUCGUUCCCCCCUCUCCUUCCCCUUGUUUCCCCCUCUGCUCCCCCUCGUUCCCCCCUCUCCUUCCCCUUGUUUCCCCCUCUGCUCCCCCUCGUUCCGCCCUCUCCUUCCCCCCUCUGCUCCCCCUCGUUCCCCCCUCUCCUUCCCCUUAUUUCUCCCUCUGCUUCCCCUUGUUCCCCCCUCUCCUUCCCAUCAUUUUCCCUUCUGAUCCCCCCUGUUCCCCCAACUCCUACCCCUUGUUUCCCCCUCGGCUCCCCCUCGUUCCCCCCUCUCCAUCCCAUCAUUUCCCCCUCUGCUUCCCCUCGUUCCCCCUCUCCAUCCCCUGAUUUCCCUCCCCUUUCCCCCACUGCUCCCUCUCAUCACCUCCCCUGCUCCCUCUCAUUACCUCCCCUGCUCCCUCUCAUCACCUCCCCUGCUCCCUCUCAUUACCUCCCCUGCUCCCUCUCAUCACCUCCCCUGCUCCCUCUCAUCACCUCCCCUGCUCCCUCUCAUUACCUCCCCUGCUCCCUCUCAUCACCUCCCCUGCUCCCUCUCAUCACCUCCCCUGCUCCCUCUCAUCACCUCCCCUGCUCCCUCUCAUCACCUCCCCUGCUCCCUCUCAUCACCUCCCCUGCUCCCUCUCAUCACCUCCCCUGCUCCCUCUCAUCACCUCCCCUGCUCCCUCUCAUCACCUCCCCUGCUCCCUCUCAUCACCUCCCCUGCUCCCUCUCAUCACCUCCCCUGCUCCCUCUCAUCACCUCCCCUGCUCCCUCUCAUCACCUCCCCUGCUCCCUCUCAUCACCUCCCCUGCUCCCUCUCAUCACCUCCCCUGCUCCCUCUCAUUACCUCCCCUGCUCCCUCUCAUCACCUCCCCUGCUCCCUCUCAUUACCUCCCCUGCUCCCUCUCAUCACCUCCCCUGCUCCCUCUCAUCACCUCCCCUGCUCCCUCUCAUCACCUCCCCUGCUCCCUCUCAUCACCUCCCCUGCUCCCUCUCAUUGCCUCUCUUCUCAUCUUUUCGCCCUCUGCUUCCCCUCGUUUCUCCCUCUCUUUCCGUUCAUUAG